AUGGAAAAUUCUGCAGAUCAACCUGACCGGGAUAUCUCGCUCAAUGGGAUAUCAAAUGAUGUUACCGCGGAUAUCAACCCUAAUCAACAGUCGGCUGGGGCCUCAGCAAUAGUUAAGCGCAAGGCUGAGGAUAUUGACCCGUCGACAGAGCUCAAGGAUCACAAACGGAGAAAGGGAACAGCACCCAUCAAGGAAGAGUUCUUACUUAAGUCCGACGACGCAGUCGAGCCAGAAGUUGCUCGUGAUGGUGCGGGUGAUGAUGAUGCUGCCGAAGCCUUCCACCACAAAGAUAGGCAACCAACAAGCCACAACAGCAAAGGUAACCGCCGUCGUGAAAAGAAGCAAGGCCAGAACAAAGCUCGCGAGUUCGGCAGUUCGAGGGAUGAGGUAGGGUUGUGUUCCAGUCGAGUCUGCAGACCCGAAUUCUCACCGAACCCUUGUGCCUUUGGGGAUAAUUGUCGCUUCGAACAUGACGUUCGGAAAUACCUGAAAGACUACAAACGAAAAGACCUCUCUACCUUCAACGGCCUGUGUCCUGUAUGGGAAAUCAAGGGAAAAUGUCCGGCUGGGUGGAAAUGCCGGUUUGUUGGCUCUCACUCCAAGGAAGUAGACCACGGUGAUGGUCGACUGGAACUGGUUUUGGUCGAGGAUGCUGAGCGGAUGGCAAAAUAUGCCGAGACCACCUCUGAAGACGAGGAGGCUGGGGUGGCUAAUGUUCUCACCUCCCAGCAAAGAAUCGAACUGACAAAGAAGAAAAUGCAAACACCAAAGUCAGACGAGUUUCUGCGGUGGCUCGAGAAACAGGCACAAAACCCAGCCCAUCAAGGUCGAGGACGAAACAGACCCCUCCGCAACUCCUCGUCCCCAGAACCCGAGUCCGGUCAUGGUCGUCCGGGUAAAGAGACCACGGAAGAAUUGAGGUCUUCCUUUCGAGAUGCUCCCCUUCGACCCUCAGAGAAACGUCGUUUGUAUUUUGGUCCUGAAACGCCGAUUCUAGCGCCCUUGACCACGCAGGGAAACCUACCCUUCCGGCGGCUAUGCACUUCCCUAGGUGCCACGUUUACCUACUCGGAAAUGGCCAUGUCUUUACCACUGUUACAAGGUCAGAAGUCUGAAUGGGCACUCAUCAAAGCCCACGAAUCAGAGGUGCAGCCCCCAACCUUUUCGGUCAAGGGCAGCGACAACAUAGUCUUUGAGUACGACCAGAAACGAGACCUUCGAUUCGGUGCGCAGAUUGCAGCCAACAAGCCCUGGUUGGCCGUAAAAGCCACCGAGAUCCUCACUACAUUAUUGCCUCGAGGCCUUCGGGUGGUGGAUCUCAAUGUGGGUUGCCCGAUUGAUCUGGUCUAUAAAGAUGGUGCUGGUUCUGCUCUGAUGGAUGCGCCACACAAGCUGGACAAAAUGCUUCGAGGAAUGAACGUGGUCUCAGGUGAGACACCCGUGACAGUGAAGAUUCGAACCGGGACUCGUGACAAGCAACCGACCGCACAGAAAUUAGUCGAUCGACUUGUGCUCGGUAGUGAGCAUGGGCGCGGGGACGCCUGUGGUGUCGCGGCUAUCACACUGCAUGGACGAUCAAGGCAGCAAAGAUAUACUCGGUCUGCAGACUGGGAUUAUAUUACAGAGACGGCAUCCCUGAUCAACAAGCUCAACGAGAAGGCGAAUACCCUAAGUGACACUAUCCAUGAAACUGACGCGCGCGAUCAAGCCAACGGCCACACGGGCUCAAGAAACGGCAAAGUUUUCUUCAUUGGCAAUGGCGACGUUUUCUCCCAUGAGCACUACUACGAUCAUAUGCAGCACGCAGGGGUUGACGGAGUCAUGGCCGGUCGAGGAGCACUUAUCAAGCCAUGGCUCUUUGAAGAGAUCGCCGCAGGGCAGUAUCUGGAUAAAUCGUCCUCGGAACGGCUGCAGCUUGUCGAGCGGUUCUGUCGGUACGGGUUAGAAGCGUGGGGCAGCGACGAGGUUGGCGUGGGGCAGACGCGACGGUUCUUGCUGGAGUGGCUCAGCUUUGCCUGUCGAUACGUGCCAGUCGGGCUCUUGGAGUAUCUGCCUCCCAACAUCCAGGAUCGACCGCCUCGAUAUAAGGGUCGAGAUGAGCUCGAGACGCUGAUGGCAAGUGACAACUACAAGGACUGGAUCAAGAUCAGGUGA
Fonsecaea nubica is the source of this 2154-nucleotide messenger RNA. RefSeq lists its product as hypothetical. Gene Ontology annotation, biological process: tRNA processing. The transcript has a single exon. The record is from RefSeq and is a predicted model, not a curated record. The coding region runs from base 1 to 2154 and encodes 717 amino acids. Lineage: Eukaryota; Fungi; Ascomycota; Eurotiomycetes; Chaetothyriales; Herpotrichiellaceae. Gene Ontology annotation, molecular function: RNA binding; metal ion binding; flavin adenine dinucleotide binding.